Peronospora belbahrii is the source of this 864-nucleotide messenger RNA. NCBI's taxonomy places the organism in Eukaryota, Oomycota, Peronosporomycetes, Peronosporales, Peronosporaceae. The record is from the annotation of a GenBank genome assembly.
AUGACACGACAUCAAGCGCCCUCACGUACUGAUCACCAUGGCUCGAAUCGUGUCUUCCAUCGUCAUCAAGACCUCAUGCGGCUUUAUUCUGCUUUUACUUGCCGUAGCAAUCGAAAAAGUAGUACAAGAAGCUCCAUAACUGAUCUAUAUGAGAGCGAGUAUAUAUCACCACAUGAUCUUGCAGUAUUAAAGCAGAAUUUCCAGUUUCUACGUGACGAAAACGAUGACAUUGAACAAGGACAGACAGAUUGGCACAUUCGAAUGAGUGUACGCUAUUAUCAACAACUCUAUCGAGAGUAUGCACUUGCUGAUUUAUCUCGUUAUCAAGAGGGUAAAAUUGGACUACGAUGGCGCACGGAGAGAGAAGUUAUUGCGGGUAAAGGACAGUUUCAAUGUGGCAAUAAAGACUGUCACGAACGUACUGGAUUGCAUAGUUAUGAGCUUUUAUUUGCAUACGUGGAGCAUGGAAAGAAGAAACAAUGUAUGGUCAAAGUACGUGCAUGCAGCAAUUGUGCAGAGAAAUUAUUUUAUAAGAAAGUGCAAGACAUGAUGAGAAAGGAGAACCCUCAAGUGGAAAAGUCGGAACGAAAACGACGCGAUGUGGAGAAGAAUGUGUCCAAUGGGAAAAAAGACAAGCGGCGUAGACGCUUGAUGUCCUGUGGUGAUUUACACAAGUGUGCUGGGAAUGGUGUUGAUGAUGAUGCUAGUGAAUGGAAAGAGGUGCAGACAGGAAAUGAUGAACGACAUGGUGGAAAUGACCAAAGGAUUCACAAGUUAUGUGCAAAGAUCAAUGCAGAGCAAAACGCGGCUUAUCCACGACAUGUGAGCCAGCACAGGGAUGAGUUUAAGGAGUUGCUACUGUAA